Messenger RNA from Linum trigynum, 1968 nucleotides. NCBI's taxonomy places the organism in Eukaryota, Viridiplantae, Streptophyta, Magnoliopsida, Malpighiales, Linaceae. The record is from the annotation of a GenBank genome assembly.
UCUACAACAUAUCCAACUUUCAGAGAACGUAUUGAAUCAGAAAAAUUCAACACUCGCCGGAAAAGUCGCCGGAAAAUCAUCGGAAAAGCCUAUACUCGACAUAUACUACGUACACACAUCAAUGAAUCAUCACUAAGCAGGUGCGUAAUUUUUUUGUAGUUUCGAACAAUUUUUCCGACGAUUUGAAACGAACAGACGGUGGGCCGAAAAUUUCCGGUGGCUGUAACCUGGCCGGGCCAAAAUUUUCCGCCCGGUCAUGUUCCGGCCACCGGAAAUUUUCGGCCCGGCCAGGUUCCGGCCACCAGGAAAUUUUCGGCCCACCGUCUGUUUUUGCAAUUUUUCUGAAAAAUUUGAUUUUAGGAGUUGAAUUUAGAUUUUAGGAGUUGAAUUUAGAGUUUAGGAGUUGAAUUUAGCAUUUAAGAGUUGAAUUUAGCGUGUAAGAAUUGAAUUUAGAGUUUAGGAGUUGAAUUUAGCGGUUAAGACUUGAAAUUAGCGUUUAGGUUCACAGGAAUAUUGAUGUAUUAUAUUGUAAUUGUAGGAAAAAUGUCAGAGUUGUUACCGGCCGAUCAUGAUUACACACAGGAAUUUGAGAAUGGGAUCCAUUAUGCAAGUGUGGAGUUAGCUGAGUUAGCUGCAAAAACAAUCGCUCAGCAGUGUGGGUUCUUUAUUAUUAGAGGAGCAUGGAAACCGAAUACUGUUGGACUACAUCCUGUUAGUGCCCUCUGUAUGUAUUGCGACAGAAGUAGUAGGAUCGUUAAGUCUUAUAAACCAGACCCUACGAAGGAGACGCGUGGGAAUAUUAGUUCGAAGGGUACUGGUUGCCAGUUUCAUAUAUGUAUAAAGGAAGUAUGGCAAGAGAAUGGUCCAAACACAUGGGUCAUAGUGGGAGUGACAAGUCGUGAAACCGGAGCUGAUAGAGGGUUUCACAACCAUGAAAAGGUGUUGUAUCCAGAACAUCACCGACACAACAAACAGUUUAGUGAGGCUGAAAAAGAGAGGUUAAAAUUAAUGAGGAAGGCGGGGGUGAGACCAAAUCAGCAGAAGACGACACUCAAUACUGAAGGGGGUGUGCAUCAUGAUAUCAAACAGAUGUACAACAUAAAUUCCAAGACAAGAUUGGAUGAGAUGGGUGAAAUGGAUGCGAUACAGUUUACGCUUCACGGAGCUGAACAUCGUGGGUACCAUAUCUGUUUGCAAAAGGACUCUAAUAAUGUGCUCACUAAUCUGUUUUUUGCGCACCCGACGUCCAUUCAGAUGUUGCAUGCAUGGCCGUACGUCAUCCUCAUUGACUCGACCUACAAGACCAACAGGUACGGCUGGCCAUGGGUUGAGAUUAUUGGGGUUACUCCAGUGAAGAAGAAUUUCAACAUUGCAUGUGCAAUUAUUAAGCAGGAAACAAAGGAAACAUAUGAGUGGCUGUUGCGAUGUAUUAAAGGGUUGCUCGGUGAUACGGUUCCGAAUGUCAAUUGUGACAGACAAAGAAGGUGGUUUGCUUGCUUCUAUUCCUGUGGUCUUCCCUCUCCCACAUACUGUCCACCUACUAUGUUUAUGGCACGUCAACAACUGUGUGAAGCAAAAGUUUGAAGUGUUACUUGGUGGAAUUGCAAAAAGAGAGGUAGCACAAGCGGUAUGGAAGAAAUAUUUCGACAAAGCUGCAUGGAGUUGGACUCAGGAGGGUUUUCUUCAAAAGAUUAAUGAGUUUGAGAGGGUUUGGACAGUGAAGAACAAAAAAAUGGUCGACUACGUGCGAGGUGAGUGGUUGCCUCAUCAGACAAUGUGGGCAAAGUGCUACACGAACCAUGUGUUUCAUCUUGGUAACACGAGCUCGAAUAGAGUUGAGUCAUCUCACUCUUCAUUCAAGACUUUCCUUGUGUCUGGUAGAGGAGCGAUCGACACUUGUUUUGCGAAGAACCACAACUACAUGGAACAACAGUUUCUGGAAGUGGUGAAUGAACUGCACAAGUCACU